AUGUCCACGCCAGCGUCAGGCGGAGCCGAGGCCGCGAAUAGCUCGCAAGCUGAGUCGUCGCCGCCUUCCGCUAUCCAUGCGAAAGGUGCCGGUGUCGAUGCUACGGGUGUCCAUGCUACGGUUGCUGGUGUUGAUGGACCCCGCAGAGGAUUGCGGACUCGCAAGCCGACGUCUCGCGCAGCAGGACUGGAUCUCAUCGAGGCACCAUCACAGUCACAGGCCUCUCAGCAACCGGCUACGCGCUCAAGUCGGAAGCGCAAGGCGGCAGACGCUAGCAUCGAGCCGGAGAACGUGACCGAGCAUGAAGUUGAUACAGUCUUCGCUGGAAGCGUCGGCAGCGACAAGCAGGAAGGUGAUGAGGAUGUGAAUCAGUACUGCAUCUGUCGCGGCACGGACGACGGAUCCUUUAUGAUUUCAUGCGAGCACUGUCAGGAAUGGUUCCAUACCAAAUGCGUCGGCAUGACGCAGAAAGCCGCCAAGAAGCUCGACGACUAUGUCUGCGAGAGCUGUGCCGACAAGGCAACCAGCGCUGGAGAACCCGCUGCAUCAAAGCCGAUGAAAAAGUACAAAUCUUCGAAAGGGCGACAAGCCGCCCAAGCAGCAAAAGCUCAAACUACAGAACCCGCGAGGGAUGAAGAGGAGAAACAAGCCAUUGAAUCAGAAGAGGAUAGCGCUUCCGACAGCGACGAAUACAUCGCCGAAGCCGGUGACGAUGCCUCGAAUCACGAAGACACAACGAUGCAAGACGUCUCGGAGCCCUCCAUGAAGAAGCAACAAGGGAAGCAAUCAGCCGCAAACGCUUCACUGUCGAAAGCCAAGAAAGAUGGGCAGACUUUAGGGGUUGCCGACAAUUCCUCAAAGCGCAGAGCAUCUGAAAGCCAGAGACCAGCAAGCGCCACGAGCAGAAUCGCUACUACUUCGAAGAAAGGCGCAUCUCGCAAACCGAGCGGACCGACCGAUGCCAGCACCGAAGAAGCAAGAUCGAGAGCUCGCAAGGUGCUUGCAACCGCCCUCGAAAAGAUCUUCGUCGGCACUACCGAGAAGCGCCCCAACGAGGCAGAUGAAGAGGCUCAGACAGACGAGCAACGCGCCGAAGGCUUCGCUGCGCUUUUGGAGGAGGAGCUCUUUGAGGCCAACGCUGAUAUUUACGGCUCGAUCCGCGUCGUUGGCUCAAAGUACAAAGAUCGCUUCCGCACUUUCCUGUUCAGUCUCAAGGAUGCAAAGAAUACCACGCUGCAUUCCAGGAUCGCAUCGGGCCAACUCGAAGCUUCUGAGCUGGCAAAGAUGUCCAACGAAGAGCUGGCCAACGACGCUAUCCGUCAGGCCACUGAGAAGGCGAGACUCGAUGCGCUGCACAGGAGCACCUUACGCACCGAUGAGGCUGGUCCGCUGCGCAAGAUGACGCACAAAGGCGAGAUUGAGAUCGAGAGUGACACGUUCGUUGCUCGCGAUCAGCCUGGAAAGUUCGAAAGGAUGUUGGAUGCUAGCAAGGAGACUGACAACCCUCCGGCGACGAGAAUUACCGAAAGCGAGCCAACGAUUCGGGCAUCGGGCAUGGAUGACGAGAACAGCCCCCAGGACGCAACUGCGCUGACAUUUUCAAGAGACGACCCAGAGCGUCGUUCUGCUCCCGCGCCGAGUCUCACCCAAGACUCGCCCACUCGCCUCAACUUUGGCGAAGUGUGGACGCAAAGCGAGGAAGUCAGCGCCGACAAUCAAAUUGAUGAGCCUCAAGAAUCGUAUGGCUUCGGCGGCGCUUCUCCUCACGACGCAGACUACGAUCAUAGUAUUGCAGCAGACGCAGACCAUGAUGCUACCGGCGUUGCCGACGAUUUCAUCGAUUCCUUCCUUGAUGGACCGAAUCAAGAUUUAGUCAAAGAGACGGGCGGCGUCGACUCAACGGUGUCUGAGCAACAAGUAAGGUCAACAACUCCAAGCGCAGAGCCGCCUAGCAGCGCGGUGCACCGCUACCGCAACAUCAUCUGGAAUGGUCUCAUCGAUCUGCCGGACAUCUUUGCUUUCCAAGGACACGUUAAGCAAGUUGCAGGUCGUAGCUUGAGCUCGGCAGCUAGGGUCUGGCCCAAGUUCUUCCCUGAACGGCCGCUCCUGAUCGCCGGUCGCUUGCCAACGAAAGCCGCCGUCGACUACCUGCUUCAAGUAGCCAAUGCCCCAAAGACGGAGAUUCUGGCUUUCAGCAUGGAGCCGGGUGCAAGCAAAGACGGUGCAGCGCGACCUCAGGACUCUGAUCUUGCAAGCUAUGAUGGGAUGCUCAAGCACUUUAAGAACGCGGAUAGAUGGGGAGCACUGCACAUCUCAUCCAGUGUCAAAGGUCACCUCAUCAAGGACUUUUACGUGGUCCCACUCUUCAAGGACGAGGAAGUGCCGCUCUGGCUUGAUAUGGUGGAGUCGGACUGUCUUGGUGCAGAUUGGCAUGCCAAGCGUGACCGCGACCUACUGGUGCUUGUGGCCGUCGUGGUCCGUGAUGCGCUACAAGCUGAGCUUUCCAAGGCAGAGAGGUCUCCAAGUCGCCAUCGAAGCGUCACAACCGACGGAGAGGCACGUGAGCCGGAGCCAGUAUCAGGUGGAUCGACGAUUGUAGCUGAAGAAGCGUACGAUCCAUCCGCCGGCCUCAGUAUUCCUCUGGGCAAGCCCAACACAAGUGUACCCGGUGCAGUACCCGGCGGUGCCCCCACUACCUCGGCAGCGUUUGGCUCGGAUGCUUUGCAAUCGCUUCUUCGCACGCUUGGCAAGACGACUGCCGCACAGCCGUCCGCUGGUGUCUCUGCCACCGUUCCGGGAGGCCUGAGUCCAUUCGGCGCCGCGCCACCGGGACCGCCCCCACCUGGUCCACCCCCUGGGCCCCCUCCCGCAUUUUCGGGCGUGUCAGUGCCCGCCAUUGGAGCCUCAACAGCUGGAUCUCGGUCGCCUCAUCCCGCUCCCGAGGCUGGCGGUUUUGAACCGCAACACUGGCAGCAGCAGCCUCCAUACUCUGGCUAUCAUCAAGGUUAUCCAGGACCUGCCGAUACGGCAGCCCACGGUCGUGGUGGAGGAUGGGCUCGAGAGUCGAGCUGGACAUCUUCCGCAAACAUUCCGGUGCCGCCGCAAAAUGCGACCCCGCCACAGCCGCAAGAGAUGCCAGAGGAAGAAUAUCCAGGCCAGUACAAUCCGGACUUCUUGGCUCAGGCUACCACUGGUGCUCCGCGAGGAGGAGCUGGAUUCGGAGGGCGAGGACGCGGACACGGUCCCGGUCCAGGACAAGGUUUCGGAGGCGGGCGUGGAGGAGGAGGAUGGGCUCGCGGCAGGGGUUGGUGA
Sporisorium graminicola is the source of this 3312-nucleotide messenger RNA. RefSeq lists its product as uncharacterized. The transcript is spliced from 3 exons. The coding region runs from base 1 to 3312 and encodes 1103 amino acids. Gene Ontology annotation, cellular component: nucleus. Gene Ontology annotation, molecular function: RNA polymerase II transcription regulatory region sequence-specific DNA binding. Gene Ontology annotation, biological process: DNA-templated transcription; transcription elongation by RNA polymerase II; regulation of mRNA 3'-end processing. NCBI's taxonomy places the organism in Eukaryota, Fungi, Basidiomycota, Ustilaginomycetes, Ustilaginales, Ustilaginaceae. The record is from RefSeq and is a predicted model, not a curated record.